Molecule: messenger RNA, 4125 nt
Organism: Cordyceps militaris CM01
Lineage: Eukaryota; Fungi; Ascomycota; Sordariomycetes; Hypocreales; Cordycipitaceae
Product: nuclear pore complex subunit Nup133
Exons: 3
Coding region: 1-4125 (1374 amino acids)
Biological process (GO): poly(A)+ mRNA export from nucleus; transcription-dependent tethering of RNA polymerase II gene DNA at nuclear periphery; protein import into nucleus
Cellular component (GO): nuclear pore outer ring
Molecular function (GO): protein binding; structural constituent of nuclear pore
Source: RefSeq, a predicted model, not a curated record
AUGUUUUCCACCACCGUCGCGAAUGAGGGCGGCCCAGCGACCGCCACCCGCUCGCGCCGUCGCCAACGUCCCAAGUCCCAGGAGAGCCUCGUGCCACAGCCCAAGGCGAAGCGCCAGCGCCUGCCGCUCUCGGAGCAAACCUUUCUCAACCCCGAGCAGCCUACUGUCGAGGCUCUGGUCGUCGAGAAGCGCGCCCCGGUCCAGCCCGUUGACGAUGCUGGCAUCGAAAACAUCAACCCCCUGCCGCGCAAGGAAUUACACGUCCGCACAAAAAAGUCGAAACACGCGGAGAGAGCUGCGUCAAAGGGAGAUGGUAGUGUCGUAUUGACCAGCACCAAUGCCUACAUCGUUAGCAAGCUACCUGCGAUUCCGGAUAGAAUCCGUGCAGACUGGGCCGUCAAGCAACAUGCCGAUGUCUCGUCUGCCUUCGGAUACGCGUUAACACUCACGCAAACAAGCGCCCUUGUCUGGCCAUACAAUUCGACAUCGCAAUCCCCCGAGACUUUCACAUUUACCCUGCCGACGCCAGGCAGAUCUAGUGACCCCCUCCCCGUCGGAUCCUUCGUCUCCCCAUCAGCCUCCUCCACAGAACCUGGACUGGUUGUUGUUACCGCCAGCAGCGGCAAAGUCGUCUUUUGGGAAUCCAUCUCUAGCGCCGCUACAUUUGCCUUCAUCAAGAAGGACCGAUCCGGAGUCGAGCACAAUAUUUCGGGCAUGUCCCAUGGAGAAAAAGUCACCUCCAUCAUAAACGCGGAGUCUGCGGGCUUCAUCAUCACGUUCAACUCAGGUCGUCUAGCCUACAUGAGUGUUCGUGACAACCACGGUCGACCCGCCAUCUCUGUACAGUUUCUACGUUCAAAUCUUGCCAGCUCCGGUGGUGGCAUUUUUGGCAGUAUUCGUCAUGCCUUCUCCAACCUGUCAUUGCGCGGCGAAAUUGCCGCUGUGCGCGCCGAUCGAUCAGCGCGCGUAGGCGAGCGCAAUAUUGUAGCGCUCACCACAAAGUGCAAGCUUCAGGCUUGGAAGAUUCACCGCGGCGGUCAUAAUGAGCACAUUGGCGAGGCCGAGAUGCGCGAUUCCAUAUACUCAGCCCUCGACGAAGCCGACCCAUACACAAAAGACUUUGCGCCCGACUCCUUGGAGGCUCUCGACUUUACCUUUGUCCCCAAGGGCCUCGAGCACAAGUACCUCGAGCUGAGCAGGCUGAGUGAUGCCAUGGCUACAGACGACGCUUCUGUUCAACACCUGCUGCUCCUUGUCUCUCUAACCCGCAAGAGCGUUGCGCGCUACUCGCUCGUCGAGGUCAUUCUCAAAGCAAACUCGUGCAAGGUUGGCGUGACACGUCCAAUCACCUCAUAUUCCACGCCCUUGCCACGAGCCGCUGGUGAAGCAUCCUCUCCCCCCCGGCUGUACCUCCCCCGACCCGCUCUCGUUGCAUUUGUUGUCUUUGAGAGAGCUACCGUCAUGGCCUCUAUCGCAAUUCCACCCGAAUCCCCAGACUCACAACUCCAAACCGACAACCACAUCCUACCCCCUUCAUUCGAGGAUGUGAUUGACUUCCGUGAAGACGAUAUUCACGAAAUCGUCGGAUCUGGCUUUGAGGAAAUGGCGUCAGUAACACAAGAAGACAACCGCAUCCUCCGUCAACGGACGACAAGAAAUCCGGCAGUCUUGCUCAUGGUUCGCGGUGCUGGUGUCAUCCGCAUCAUUACCACCGACAUUGACAAGUUCGCCAGCGAGCAAGCCCCUCAAGUCUCGGCGAAGAGCAAACUUGAGCAGACUGUAUUUUUCGGCUCGCGAAAGGAAAGCCCGCUCGUUUUUGAUGGACGACGCGAGGCUUCCUUCACAGGCACAGAGCUUUCUGCAGCUGCACUCAAAGUCAGCCAGGAGAUCCUCAGCUCUACAACCACAUACAUGCCGACUUUACCUGCUUCCCUGGAAGACAACCUUCGAGAACGCUCAGGUGCCCUAGACCGCUUAAUACGACAUCUCCAGUCCAUGGGAGCCGAUGUAGACCGGAAAACACGAUGGACCCUACUCCACAAUGCGGAGAAGAUGCAUGUUGCCACUCUGCUUUGGAAACGCCACGAAGCUUUUACAGUUGCGCGGCCGGCUGAUGAUAAGAAGAGUCUGGUUGUAUCCAUCGUGGAGUUCAUCCACGAGGGUCAGAAAUCAAACCCAGUGGCUGCUGCCGGUGAAGUCGAUGCCGUCCGUCAUUGGUUCAUCAAUGACGUGUUCCGGCUGGACCUCUUCGUGGCUUGGGCGUAUGAGGUCAUCAAGACUCUGUAUCGGCUCUCGAUACUCGACGAUGCCAAAAUCACCAUGUUGAUGAACGAGGCAAUUCAAGUCAAUGUCGUUGCACACUUUGGUGCUUUGGAAUUCAGAAAAGAAAACCUGAAGCUUUACGGCCUCGCUGACGAGAGAAUGAGUCUCGGCAUCCUAAGAGAAGGCUAUGAGGGCAUGCCAGCGCCAUGGACGGGCUCUCAAUUCAUCGCAAACAAUGCCAAGCGUCUUCUCGAUCUUUCUGACCAAUGGUACAAGAAGCACCAGUCAAUAGCUGCAGAAGCAGCGCAAGGAGAUGGCACGCCUGACCCAGCAAUCCUGAAAAAUAUUUUUAAUGAGCUCCCUUCGCUGACUGACGCGGCGCUGACGUCGGUCCUUGAAUAUGCUCGCUGGGCAGCCACAUCUCAAGACGAAAAAGUCAAGGAAUUGGCCCAAACAUUUUCCACGGUCUAUGCUACCGACCGAUUCGAGAAACCCGUUUUCUUGGCUAGAGCUGGAAAAUGGGAAGAAGGUGCACUGCUCGCAGAGAAACAUCAAUCUCUGCACGGCCUUGCUGUGAUUCUGCUGGACCAUGUCGACUACCUGGAGGGGAAGUUGGCGCAAGAGGGCAUACCGCCUGUCGAAGAGAAGGCUUUGAGGGCACUUCGCGAAGGGAAAAAGACGCAACUUGAAGAUAGGUUCAGCCGCUAUGGCAAAGACUUUGCUUUCCCCAUUUACGAAUUCCUCCUCGAGAAGCACGGCGUCGAGUCGGUUCUGAACUUCGAGCUUGAGACGCUCGGAUUCAAGACUCAGUUCUUGCGCAGCAGACCCGAACUCGCCCGCAUUUCAUGGAUCCAUGAUAUUGACCAGGAAAAGGAUGUCGACCAUGCUGCCGACACGCUUGUCAGCCUAGCCCUCACCAAAGAGCAGCAAGCCUGGAACAAGAGAGUUGAGCUAAGCCUUGGCAAGCUUGCCCUGCUAGCAGAAGCUGAAGUGAACCAAGAGCAGCCCAACGGCAUAAAGGUCUCCUUCGACGAAUCGCGUCAAGAGCGUCAACUUGCGAAGGUUGAUAAGGAACUCAUCACGCUUAAGAUUCAAGAUGAGCUCUACAAUCAAAUUUUUGCCACUACCUACGAUGCUGUGGACGAAGCCGCCGCGCUCAACUUUGCCAUGGAGGCGCACAGCACCAACAUCCCUCGUCGGCAAAAAGCCCUGCUGCAGGUCUUUGAGGAUGGCAUGGAGCGACUGCUCAAGCACGAAGCCCUCGACGCCAUGACCCUCAUUGACCUCCUUACACUCGUUUCCCUCAAACCAGAGCAGAAAGUUGACAUUGCGCACCCGUUCUGGAUGGCGCUCAAGGUGGCAGAGAAUAGCUGCCACGCCGACGAGGUCAAGGAGGCGAAGCGGCUCAUCUGGCGGCGACUCUUCAUCCGCGACGACUGGGCCCACAUGAAUGACACGCAGCUCAAGAAUGAUCGCGAGGUGGUGGCGCAGCUGGCCAAUACGGAGCUAUUCGCGGUCUUCAUCGACUGUGUGCGCUUCCAGGACCCGCGCGACCCCUUUCGCCCUAUGAGCGCGCAAGAGGCGCUCGGUGCCUUCACAGAGGAGCUGGACCGUCGCUUCCGCGAGCUCGGCCCCGAGUUCCACGCCAAGCUACUCGACGCCAUGGGGUGGGAGGACAAGGCGCUCAAGCAAAACGUGGACAAGCAUCGCCUGGCCGACUGGCUGCGCACAUGUCUGGCGCAAGCCCAGGCCGAAGUCCAGCAGCACACCGACGAAGCGGCCUUGAUCACGCAGCAGGACCCGCCUGUCGAAGAGAUUUUACUGGACGAGGUCGCGAACGGUCAUGUCCCGGGCAGCUUCUAG